AUGGAAGCGAACAACUUACAGUACAUUAGAUGGCAUCAAGCUGAGCUUUUCACGGAAUCGUAUCAGGGACUUGUGGAUCACAUCAACCAACAGCUCCAACUCGACGCACCCAUAGCGGGUGUCGGUCGUAGGAUGAUUUUGCCAUCGUCGUUCACAGGCGGUCCCCGUUUCAUGAAACAGUGUUAUCAUGACGCGAUGGGCAUUAACCUACCGAGAUGGGCCACGGCAAGCGACGGACCGGACCUGGUGUCUAGAGUGUUCAACGCGAAACUCAAGCAGCUAAUGCGCGACAUAACGGUGAACAAUAUAUUUGGUAAUGUCGAUGCAUAUGUUUAUACUGUCGAGUUUCAGAAACGAGGACUGCCGCACGCCCACAUACUGAUCAUUCUGAGUGAGGGUAGCAAGUUUCUAACCGCUGACGAUGUUGACAAUGUAGUGUGCGCCUUCUUACCAGACCCGGCCGUGUGGCACGCUAAACCCAAACAGCCCAUGUAUGGUGGAAAAAAGUUUCCAAAAGAAUACAGCGAAGAGACUGUAUACAUUUCUGAUGGCGGUUACCCGAAGUACCGCCGGCCAAACAACGGACCUGUGGCCAGGGUCAGAAAUCAAGAGGUCAGCAACGAGUUUGUCGUGCCUUACAAUCCGUACCUGUUAGCAAAAUAUGAUGCACACAUUAACGUAGAGGUAUGCUCCACUGUGAAGAGUGUUCAGUAUUUGUAUAAAUACGUAUAUAAAGGGCACGAUGCUGCGACCAUGGAAGUAUGGAACGGAAAUGAAAUAGACAGUUUCAUAAAUUCGAGGUACGUUAGCCCACCAGAAGCCAUCUGGAGGUUGUUUGCGUAUAAAUUACACGACAUCAGUCACACGGUAGUUAGACUUCCGGUGCACCUAGAAAACUACCACAACGUGUACUUUGCGUGUGGACAAGAACUACAGGGGGUACAAAACCACGCCCUACCUCACACAAAACUCACGGCGUUCUUCGCGCUCAACGAGAGAAACGUUUAUGCCCGACAGUAUCUGUACCACGAGAUACCGAUACAUUACACUUGGCAAGCAUCGUCAAAAGAGUGGAGACUGCGGUGUAGACAGGCACCUCGCGAGACGUUAGCUCGGAUGUACGUCGUCAACCCACUAGAUAGAGACCGUUAUCAUCUACGACUGCUACUCUUAAACAGAAGAGGCCCGCGGUCUUUCCGAGACUUGAAGACGGUAAACGGGGUCGUACAUGCCACAUUCGCGGCCGCAGCCGUUGCUUUGGGAUUGUUGGAAGACGACGAAGCGUGGCGGGCGAGCUUGACAGAAUCAUCGUCGUUGGACACAGCCACUCAACUGCGUUAUCUAUACGUCACGAUACUAUUGUUUUGCCAUCCCGCGGACCCCGCGGACCUGUACCGGCGUUUCGAGGUCAACAUGAUGGAAGACUUCAAUCAGCGCUUCCAAAACGUCGGCCGCGCGAGGGCGGCAUGUCUCAAAGCAACCGGAGACCUACUUCGUGCACGCGGAAAAUCACUCAACGACUACGGUCUACCCAAUCCAGACGACCAUCUACUGGAACCGGAUCAAGACGACCAAAUGUUCGGUGCAAUAGAUGCGGUUGUUGCUUGGCAACAACGAUUGUGCGACUUGAACGACGAACAGCGAACGGUGUACGAUCGAGUGAUGGCGGCCGUUGACGACUACCGCAACGUCCAGAAAAUGUUCUACGUCGACGGGCCAGGAGGCACGGGAAAAACGACUCUAUACGGAUGCCUAAUAUCGUCGCUUCAUAAUAGACAACAAACGGUGUUGAGCGUGGCAUACACUGGGAUCGCCGCAUCCCUCAUGGAGGGCGGCAUAACGAUGCACUCGACUUUCGGAUUGCCAUUGGGAACGCUGACCGAACAAUCUACUUCGAGCAUCACCAUGCAGUCUUUGCGGGCGCAAAGGAUACGUGAAGCUUCGCCGAUUGUCUGGGACGAAGCGCCCAUGUCCCCGGGCCUACAAUUCACGGUGGUCGAUCGUUUGCUCAAGGACAUCAUGGGAUCGGCACUACCGUUUGGUGGUAAACUAUAA
This is a messenger RNA of Metopolophium dirhodum (rose-grain aphid), 2055 nucleotides long. RefSeq lists its product as uncharacterized. Gene Ontology annotation, molecular function: DNA helicase activity. Gene Ontology annotation, biological process: DNA repair; telomere maintenance. The transcript has 4 exons. Bases 1 to 2055 code for a protein of 684 amino acids. NCBI's taxonomy places the organism in Eukaryota, Metazoa, Arthropoda, Insecta, Hemiptera, Aphididae. The record is from RefSeq and is a predicted model, not a curated record.